This is a messenger RNA of Cucumis melo (muskmelon), 616 nucleotides long. Its product is annotated as dof zinc finger protein DOF2.2-like. Lineage: Eukaryota; Viridiplantae; Streptophyta; Magnoliopsida; Cucurbitales; Cucurbitaceae. The record is from RefSeq and is a predicted model, not a curated record. Gene Ontology annotation, biological process: regulation of DNA-templated transcription. The transcript has a single exon. The coding region runs from base 1 to 462 and encodes 153 amino acids. Gene Ontology annotation, molecular function: DNA binding; DNA-binding transcription factor activity.
AUGGAUUGCCAAUCCAAACCCGACGAAUUGAAAUGCAAAUGCCCUCGAUGCAAUUCUCUCCACACCAAAUUCUGCUAUUACAACAACUACAAUUACUCUCAGCCUCGCCAUUUUUGCAAGACCUGCCGCCGCUACUGGACCCUCGGCGGCUUCCUCCGUAAUGUCCCCGUCGGCGGUGGAAGCCGGAAAUCGAAGAAGAAUUCUAAACCUAAACGUGCGACUUUCACGGAUUCGGCGUGUAAUUCCAACUCUGGUGUUAUUGGAUCUGAUUUGGAUAUGAGGUCGAGUCCGUUGAAGUUGAAUCAAUCGGGGGAUUUCCCGUGGAACGGAAGGGAAUUUGAAGCUGGGGAUCCGGCGGCGGAGGAGGGAUUUGGAUUAGAUCAUUUGGCGACGAGUUCCGGUGAUAGUGGAAGUUCGUGGUUGAAAUUCUACGGAUUAACGCAUCAUUUUAACAAUUCAUGAUGAUUGAUUAAGGAGAUAACGAUUAGACUAAUUUAUACAAGAAAUGUAUCUCUCUCUAUCUCUCUAUUAUGCAAUUAAGUUUCCGUUUCUUCUCUUAAAUUUUGAAAUUAAAGUUGAGAAUUAAAUUAUGAGAAUCAAUCUCUAUUUUUGGUAC